AGUGCAAAGAUGUCAAUCUAUAGUGAUGAUACCGAUGGCCUUCACUUGCUACAAACGUACAUAGAAGAUACACUUCCUUCGCUAAAAAGAGAGCAAGUGUGUAGCAUUCUGGAUAAAUGUCUUGAAGUUGGCGUGGACAAACCUACGGAUUUCAAGUAUGUCAGUGAAGGUGACCUUUCCGAGCUGAAUCUCAAGAAGGUCCAAUUGAGGAAGUUACUGAGCGCAUUUGACGCUAGUGACCCGGACGCUGCCUCGCUUGAGACCCAGCACAAGUCACCAUCUGGUGUUUUGCCAUCUGCAUCGUCACCAUCGCACACAUCAAGUGGCUGGUCAACAGACUACAGCGUACCUUGGGACAAAAUGCCCGCUGCUCUCCAGAAAGACCUACAAAGGAAAGAACGUCCUCUUCCAUCCACGAGGAGACAAAUGGUUAGGAUCAUUGUAGACGACAUAUCGGCCAAGAUCACUCAUAAACCAGGUAGAAAGCAUCUCUGCAACAUCGCCUCCAAAAUUGUGUGUCAUUACCCUCACUCGUUUCAAGACCAACUUGGAGGAACUGUAAUUGGAAGAGGAUAUGAUUCACUUCUAUCUCAGCUGGAGACCCGCAUUGCCAAUAUCACAAGGGUAACCAAACCUACUCGUGCUGUCCAUGACAUAGACUCUGAUAGUGGUGCUGAAAGGCCAGCCAAGAAAAUCAAGGCCAGUACUAGUUACGGUACCCAGAACUGGCAACCGGAUUUGCCACAUGAUGAGGAUGUCGAUUCCCAAAAUGACAAAAAAAUUGCCAUGCUGACAAUGCACUCCAAAGAGGUGUGGGACAAGGCAGCAGUCGCACAACUCUUGAGCGAUACUUAUUCCACACUAAGAUCUGUGAUUAACAGCGGUGCAACAUCGAUUCUGACCAUCAAAGCAGAAUGGCCCUUCCUCUUUGAGGAAAUUGGCAUGCUGGAACACUUUGAAAAACUUGUUGGGAUACCACUCCGUGAAACAUUGCAUAUUGCCUUUGCAUCUAAAGUACCACCACUCCUGAACUUCCUACUGAGCAAGCAGCACGAGAAGCCCAAGCUGAAGAAGGCAAUCCAAGACAUGGAGAAGGCCAAGAGGGAAAUGAUGAACAACCUGCCAGAGGUCUUCGGGUUUCUCAGCGCCCUUGCAGCCUUCUUUGGAGAAGACAUCAGUGUUCUGAUUCGUGUUCAAGAUGAAACUACCCCGGAAGUAGCACAGCUUCUGCCUGUCACACCCUGCAUUGUAUCAAAUGGGUCAUCAAUCCUUACAGCUUCUGACUUUAUGUUGGUCGUUGACAAAGAGAUCGUGAUCACGGGAAUCCAAUCGCCACUGCAAGCGUUGAUGUUGAUGUUUGCAGCCUUCUAUAACUUCAACAUUGAGUAUCCAUCAAAGGGGCAGGCACUUCUGGAGCUUGUUCAACGAUGCCUGAUUGGGAUCAAUCCUGAAAAGGGUUCUAAGGCCCCCAAAACAUCUGGGAGAAAGGCCCACAGCAUCAACUCAAAGGUACUCACCUUCAUAAACAUUGCGAAGGAUUUUGGCACCGAGUCGGACUAGUCUGUAAUUUCUGUCUUCUGGUCCCCUAAUUCUUCUUUACAGCCUGGUUUUAACAGUAUGAAAGGUUUGCUGUAACACCAUGUGAAUAUUCUUGUUUUAACUCGAUGUUUGGAGCAGUGUGCGUUUGUUUGUCAUCAGGAGACGGUAUACAAACAGCACACAACAGCUGGACACUAUAGUGUACAUGAACAUAGCUCACUGUUUGGAACUAAAAACAGCUAGUUCGUUUAAAAACCACAUAAAUG
Molecule: messenger RNA, 1805 nt
Organism: Patiria miniata (bat star)
Lineage: Eukaryota; Metazoa; Echinodermata; Asteroidea; Valvatida; Asterinidae
Exons: 5
Coding region: 10-1560 (516 amino acids)
Source: RefSeq, a predicted model, not a curated record